Molecule: messenger RNA, 1791 nt
Organism: Cucurbita moschata (crookneck pumpkin)
Lineage: Eukaryota; Viridiplantae; Streptophyta; Magnoliopsida; Cucurbitales; Cucurbitaceae
Product: bifunctional riboflavin kinase/FMN phosphatase-like
Exons: 11
Coding region: 405-1529 (374 amino acids)
Biological process (GO): glycerol biosynthetic process
Molecular function (GO): sn-glycerol 3-phosphatase activity
Source: RefSeq, a predicted model, not a curated record
UAACUGAAUAUCGAAUUUGUGAUCACGAAGCUUGCUCUGGCAUUUCAAUCUUCGAGAAGGAAGAAAUUGGCAAGCCAACUGAUUCAAAUCGAACAAGAAUUUUGCAGUUGGCAUACAUUCAGCGUUAUCCGCAUUGAAGUAAUCGUCAAAACCCACCGUUUCCGUCCUUUUUCAUUGUUCAAUCUCCGCGAAGAACAGAGCAGAGCGGAAAUAACCACAAUCUGUCUUCUGGACGAUCGGAAAUAUCCAAUCUCACUCCCAACUUGCGAAGGCGAUCGUUCUUCCUCUCUCACAUUCCAUCUGUAUCGAAUUCUGAUUCUGAGAUGUGCUCCCAAUUCCGUUCGUGGGUAUCGAUCCCUCGCCACUAGCUACACUUAAUUUCAGAUUUAUUACCUUCGAUUGCGAUGAAUUCCUUUGAUUCUGAACUUGGUAGAGCUUCUGCCGUGAUUCUCGAUCUCGAUGGAACCCUUUUGGACACUGAGAGGGCGACAAAAGACGUGUUGAAGGAUUUCUUGGCAAAAUAUGGAAAGGAUUUGGAUAAAAAGAGGGAAGAGGAGAAGAGAUUGGGAAUGACUCAGAAAGAAUCAGCGGCUGCAAUCGUUCGGGAUUAUGGCCUUCCAUUGACGCCAGACCAAUUUAUUCAAGAAAUUACUCCCAUGUACAGGGAAAAAUGGCCCUCUGUCAAAGCACUUCCUGGUGCUGAUCGUCUUAUCAAACAUCUUUACUCUCACAAGGUGCCAUUUGCGCUCGCAUCAAAUUCAUCAAAUGAGUAUAUCUACGCAAAAAUUGCUAGUCUAAACGGUUGGAAGGAUUGGUUCUCUGUGAUUCUUGGUAGUGACCAGGUUAUUCAAGGGAAACCUGCUCCUUAUCUAUUUGAAGAGGCAGCGAAGAGGAUGGGCGUAGAUGCUUCUCAUUGUUUGGUCAUUGAAGAUUCCUUGGUUGGUGUCAAAGCAGCCAAGGCUGCCAAGAUGAAGGUUGUAGCUGUCCCAUCCCAUGGAGAAGUUGAAUGCUCUUCCCUAGCAGAUAAAGUGCUUCAUUCUUUACUAGAAUUUCAGCCUGAGCUGUGGGGUCUUCCCCCAUUUGAAGACUGGGUAGAUAGGAGCUUACCUAUUGAUCCAAUACAUCUGAGCUCUCAAUAUGUUAAUGGGUCCAUAAGUGAAAUCUCAGAGGAUCCAUCAUUGCCCGACCAAGUUUUUGGAACGUUCAUCGGUUGGGCUGGCACUGGUACGGCUUGGACCAUCAAGGUUGUGGUUAACAUCGGAUGGAAUUGCAGUUCCUGUACUAAACAGAAAAGGAUUUGGAAACUAUGGCCAGUGGACGGAUGCGAUAGCAAAGUAUUUGAGCAGCAAAUGCAACUCAUGCUUGUUGGCUACAUCUGCAGAUUGAAUUGCAAGGAUCUUGCAACCAUGGAUGCGAGAGAGAUUGAAGAGUUCAAGUAUAUAGCGAACACUUUGCUCGACCAACCCAUGUUUGUCAACGGUUCUUGCACAUCUCUUACUGCAGAAGCAACUUCUGGCAUGGAUGAAUAAUAGCGUGUAGUGUACCAGAUUUCACUCUUGUUCAUGGAGGAAACACUGUUAGUCUGCAAUGAUGUGUCGCCACUGGCCCCAAAAAUUGGCUAUUGUUAGUAUUCACUUCUCUCCCUUUGUUUCCUUUGCAAGUAGACUGUUCAAAUAUUAGAAUAACAAGCUUUCUUUUGUUUUAGAGAAAUACUCUUAUAAGAAGCAUAGAAAGAGAACGAAAAAAAUUAGAAUAAGAAGCUUUCUUGGAUAAACUUGUUAGAAUUAUCAA